ACUCGCUCUCUCAGACAAUGGUCUCUCCUCUGCGUUUUCUCUCUGCGUGACCAACGAAGACAGAACCUUAUCGUUCCGUCGACAUUGAAAAUCGAGAGAGAGGUGUUGAUUUGAUUAGGUCUAAUAUUGAUUCGGAUGAAAGGAAGAGAUGGUUACUGAUAGCUACAUGGAUACGAGAUCAAAUUUGACAAGUGUAAAUCGAGGAUCCAAUGUGGAUCUCGAAGAUCGAUUCCAGAGGGAGCUCGAAUCUUUGCUCCAACAACAUCGUAAUCGGCAAACAUUUGGCCGAGAGCGAGAACGAGAACGAGACAUUGAUGUUCACAGAAGCGGAAGCGCGCCUCCUACGGUGGAAGGUUUGUUGAGGGCUAUGGAUAAUCAGUACUUGAACAAUAAUAACUCUGAUCAUAGAGAUGUUGGGAAUGUUAACAGUUUUAGCACUAGCAAUGGCGUUGAGCUUUUGUCUGAUGAUGAGUUACGUUGGCACCCUGAGUAUCUCUCUUAUUACUAUUCGAAUGAACAUUCGAAUCCGAGGUUGCCUCCUCCGUUAUUGUCUAGAGAGGAUUGGAGGGUUGCUCAAAGGUUUCACAACAGUGAGUCUGUGUUUGAUCCUGUUGGGGAAUGGAGGAAGAAAGCGGUUGAAGUCGACAACUCCUCAUCGCUCUUCUCGGUUCAGCCAGGGGUUCCAGUUGAGCAGGCAGAGAAUGAUUUGAUGGAACUGAGGAAUGCUGUAGCUCAGGGCCGCUCUCAGAAGGUGCAGCGGCUAGAUCAAGGCAGAGAAGACUUUAUUGGAUUAUCUGGAUAUCCCGGGCUUGGACCGAGAAGGAAGAGUUUCGCCGAUAUACUUCAGGAAGGACUUGAACGGGAUGCAACCUUAGGCAGCCAACUCUCUCGGCCUGCAAGCUGCAACACUUUUCGGGACAUGAAAGAUUCUGCUGUUUUAUCGAAUUUCAGUGCGGGUGGAUUCGACAGCCCAUUAGCAUUCCAUGAAUCAUUACAUUCUACUGCCAAAAACAGUCCAAAUACUAUGCUUGGGUCCACCAUAAGUUCCCCAGUGCCAAGAAAUAGAACUCCUGACUCACAUCUAGUAGGGCGAUCUCCGGCCUCUGGCCUUCCCCCUAUUGGUACCAGGGUCGGUCCUGUCGAGAAAAAGAAUACUUUUGGCACAGCCAUCCAAAACUCUGAAUCUUACACUGCUGCCGAUGUUGCCGACACAUUGUCGAGGUUGAACAUGUCAGAGAUGAGUCAAGUAAAAGAAAACCAUAUGCAGUCACAGCUUCAAGUGGAAUUGGAGAAUCAAUCUGAUGUCAUGCGUUACAUACCCAAUGGUCAUAAGAAGGCUUUGCGGCAACAAAAUAUUGCUACGGCAGAAUCAAAAGAUCACUUGUUUUCUGCAAAUUAUGGUGGAAUGAGUGGGUAUGGAACAAGUCUUGGAGCUUCUACAGUGGGUUCCCAUGGACAGGUCAACAUCCCUAAACGAACCUCCUCUUCAGCGAGUCUUUACUCAACUUCAGAACAUUCUAGAUUAGGAAGCCUGGGCUUAUCUGAUGUCAAUAUUCGGAAUGCAAAUAUUAAUGGAACAGACUUUUCCACAGCUGGUGGUUAUUUGGCAAAGAACAAGUUGAAUUCAUUAGCUGAGCACUAUUCCGCUGAAGGCUCACAUUUGACUGGGGAAGGGGAUAGACAAAGCUUGAACAGAUUGAUAAAUCAAGUUGCUUCUGAGCUUCACUCUCCAGUUAUGGACCCACUUUACAGCCAGUAUCUGCAUACGGCAUCUUCUACUGCUGCACCAACCGAUCAUUCUCUUAUGAGAAACAAUUUUGGGACUUCAAACGGAGAUACAGCUAAUGAAUACCUCGCGAUGUUACUUGCUCAAAACAGGCAACAGCUGGGUAACCUCAAUGCUGCAAAUUCUAGAUUUUUUGAGAGUCCUUCAUAUGAUCUUGGCAACAUGUAUCUAGGAAACCAUUUGCCUUCUCCUUCCAAGAAUGCAAGAAAUUUCCAGAACAUACAUAUUGGCAGCACGGCAGAAGCAUCCUUACUAGAGGGGUUUAAGAACAACAAGACAAGGUCUUUGGAGCUUUCAGAAAUAGUUGGUCAUGUGAUUGAGUUUAGCAUGGAUCAGUACGGAAGUCGUUUCAUUCAGCAGAAACUUGAGACUGCAACGGAUGAGGAAAAGAAUGCAAUAUUCCCUGAGAUACUUCCUUACGGCCGCACUUUAAUGACAGAUGUCUUUGGAAAUUAUGUCAUUCAAAAGUUUUUCGAGCAUGGUACAAACAAGCAGAGAAAAGAACUCGCUGAACAAGUAACAGGCCAUGUUUUGGCUCUUUCUCUACAAAUGUAUGGCUGCAGGGUUAUCCAAAAGGCGUUAGAGGUGGUUGAAUUGGAGCAGCAAGCUCGAAUGGUGCAAGAGCUUGAUGGGUCUGUCAUGAAAUGCGUUCAUGACCAGAACGGUAAUCAUGUGAUCCAGAAGUGUAUAGAACGUCUUCCUCAGGAUUGGAUACAGUUCAUCAUUUCCUCGUUCUACGGAAAAGUUUUAGCUCUUUCAACACACCCUUAUGGAUGCCGUGUAAUCCAGAGGGUACUGGAGCAUAUUGAUGACAUAGAAACCCAACGGAUCAUUAUGGAGGAAAUCAUGGAUUCAGUCUGUACUCUAGCACAAGAUCAGUACGGAAAUUAUGUUAUUCAGCAUAUCAUACAACACGGUAAACCUCAUGAACGGUCAGAAAUUAUCAAUAAGCUUGCUGGACAGAUUGUGAAGAUGAGUCAGCAAAAGUUUGCUUCUAAUGUUGUUGAAAAGUGCUUAACAUUUGGCGGUCCAGAGGAACGUCAGGUACUAGUGAAUGAGAUGCUUGGUUACACUGAUGAAAACGAGCCUCUUCAGGCGAUGAUGAAGGACCCAUUUGGGAACUACGUAGUGCAGAAGGUUCUUGAAACAUGCGAUGAUCAAAGUCUUGCACUCAUUCUUUCUCGCAUCAAAGUACACUUGAAUGCCUUGAAGAGAUACACAUAUGGGAAACAUAUCGUUGCCCGGGUUGAGAAACUUAUCACUACUGGAGAGAGAAGAAUCGGGCUCUCGUCAUCUCUUGCAGCAAACGCUACUCCUUAACCAUCUCUGACCUAACUAAGCAAAGCAUCUCAAGUUGGUUCCUGUUAUAUAUAUUUUGCAAAUAAUUUGUAAAUAAAAUAGAGGGUUUUAG
Messenger RNA from Arabidopsis arenosa, 3197 nucleotides. Lineage: Eukaryota; Viridiplantae; Streptophyta; Magnoliopsida; Brassicales; Brassicaceae. The record is from the annotation of a GenBank genome assembly.